Molecule: messenger RNA, 1019 nt
Organism: Pelagomonas calceolata
Lineage: Eukaryota; Pelagophyceae; Pelagomonadales; Pelagomonadaceae
Source: the annotation of a GenBank genome assembly
CCUAAUCGACGCAAACCGGCUUCAACGCGGCCGCUACGCUGUCAUUCGUGGCAAGACUCGCACCAGAGCUUGCCGUGAUCACUGCCGGCUCGGUGCAGCGGCGCCAGAGCUGUCAGACGCGUUGGCGCCACCGCUGCACGCUGCACAUUGAUGCGCCUACUCAUGGCAGCCUGCGUCCACGCGCUCACCCCGCCAACGACGCCGACGACACCCGUCGUCCUCGAGCCGCCGCCGCCGCUGGAAAUACUCUACGAAGGAGACACGUUCGCCAUCGUCGCGAAGCCGGGCGGCGUCCCGUCCCACGCCUCCGAGUACAUCGGCAAGGACUACGUCGUGCCUCUCCUGCAACGGGCCCGCGACGCGCUCGGCCGGCGCGUGAAUUUGGUGCACCGCCUGGAUCGGGGCGCGAGCGGGUGUGUUAUUUGCGCCUACGCGGAUCUGGACGAUGCGGCGGAGGUGACGACCGCGUUGGGAGAAGCCCUGGCGGCGGGCCAGAAGACGUAUGUGGCGCUCGUGAGGGGCGAGGGCUUCCUGCGGGAGGACCUCCUGGAAAAAGCGGGCGCGGACGUACCAUCGGGCGACCUCAAGCGGGAGGGCUGGUUCGUCGUCGACCGGCCCAUCAAGGACGACAGAGGACGGGAGAACAACGCGACGACUACUUUUAAAUUUGUGGCGUCCACUGGCAGUGAAGACGCGGCGCGCGCGUCGCUCGUAGCGGCGCGCCCCGCGACGGGCCGCUGGCACCAGAUCCGCCGCCAUUUGAACGGCCUCUCGCACCCGAUCCUCGGCGAUAGCUCGCACGGGAACUCGCGGACGAACCGCGAGUGGAGGAAGGAACGGGACCUCCCCGGCGCGCGCCUCUGCCUGCACCUGUGCCGCAUCUCGCUGCCCGCGACGGCACGGACGCCAGCGAUCGACUGCGCGUGCCCGCUCCCCGAGGACCUCCGCCGCGUCCUCGGCCACAUGGGGAACGUGGGCGACGCGUCCGAGGAAUUUCUAAAUGAAAUGUUGUAACUAGG